Penicillium argentinense is the source of this 213-nucleotide messenger RNA. RefSeq names its product Arsenite efflux transporter (ArsB). The coding region runs from base 1 to 213 and encodes 70 amino acids. Gene Ontology annotation, molecular function: arsenite transmembrane transporter activity; antimonite transmembrane transporter activity; antiporter activity. The record is from RefSeq and is a predicted model, not a curated record. Gene Ontology annotation, cellular component: plasma membrane. Gene Ontology annotation, biological process: arsenite transport; antimonite transmembrane transport. Lineage: Eukaryota; Fungi; Ascomycota; Eurotiomycetes; Eurotiales; Aspergillaceae. The transcript has a single exon.
AUGGGCUUCGGCUACAAGUUGGCAGAAACCCAAAGCUUUACUGCGGCCAGCAACAACUUUGAGUUGGCUAUUGUUGUCACUGUGGCAACUUUCGGCGCUAAUAGCAACCAGGCUCUUGCUUCUACCGUGAGACCUUUGAUAGAGGUGCCCGUGCUGCUAGGGUUAGUUUACGCUGUGAAGUUCAUGGCUAAGCGAUUAGACUGGAAAGAUUAG